Messenger RNA from Serpula lacrymans var. lacrymans S7.9, 1495 nucleotides. RefSeq lists its product as uncharacterized. Gene Ontology annotation, cellular component: plasma membrane; fungal-type vacuole. The record is from RefSeq and is a predicted model, not a curated record. NCBI's taxonomy places the organism in Eukaryota, Fungi, Basidiomycota, Agaricomycetes, Boletales, Serpulaceae. The coding region runs from base 416 to 1333 and encodes 305 amino acids. The transcript is spliced from 13 exons.
CUUGGGGACGUGAACUUGUCCGCUGGUCCAGAGCUAUGUCGUGGAGGCAACUUGGCGGACAAACCGACUUAAAUGGCCUUUCGUCGAACUCAGAGGCCUCGAGGAACGGAAUUUGCUGCGGAUACCUUGCCGCGUGGUACCUGUUCGUUCCGAGGGCAGUUCCUCGCUCUAAAAUAGCUGAUGUUUUCCAGUCAAACUAUUCGCCCGGUAAAGCUCAGAACCGGGAUUGAUCAUAGCCUGUUCGGCCCGAUCAAUUGAUUCCACGCAAUGAUCUUUGCCCCUGCCCCUGCGCCUGGAUGCAUACAUGCCAACGGUGGUAGCUUUUGCUCUCAGUCUCGCUCUCAGUACUUAGUUCUGCACCCUGUGUAGAAAUAAGAAAGAUAGUGAGUCACUCCUCAGGCUUGUGAUUACAACUAUGGCGACAGCACCACCCGCAAUCGCUCCGCUGAGGGAACCUUAUCACUAUGUCCCCACAGAAUACGUCUGCGCCAUUUUCGUUGUACUGUACAGCAUUUCCACGCUGGUACAUCUAUUUCAGUGUAUCAGAGCUAGACUCUGGUGGUUAUUACCAACAGCUGUUUUUGCUGGCGUGGCUGAGAUUCUUGGAUGGAGCGCCAGGCUGUGGUCGAGCAAAAACCCCCACAUUCUUAUCCCGUAUGAAAUCCAACUUACGGCGACUAUACUCGCCCCAACGCCGCUCGUUGCUGCCAACUUUAUUAUUCUCGGAAAAAUCAUAGGUCGUCUCGGUUCCCGCUACAGUCGUCUCUCUCCCAAACUAUAUACCUUCGUGUUCUGCUCCUUUGAUGUAAUCUGUCUUAUAGUCCAAGCCGUCGGAGGAGCAUCAGCUGCCACGGCUGUGGGUAAGCAGCAAAGCCCUAAUAAUGGUGGUAACAUUAUGCUCGGAGGUAUCGUAGCACAGAUGAUAUCUAUCACGGUAUAUGUAGCCUGUGCUGGGGAGUUUUUCCUAAGAUACUUUUCGGAUUCUCCUCUUCGCAGAGUUUUCCCAGUCGACUCUCCUAACAAUGCAGGGGGAAAUGUUAUUGAUCCGAACAUGAAAUUGAUGAUAAUGGCCCUAAUAUUCGAAACUACCUGCAUAUUCAUCAGAUCGGUUUAUCGUACAAUUGAGUUAGCUAAUGGGUUUACUGGGAGGAUCAUAUCUACUCAGGUUUACUUCAAUGUGCUUGAUGGUGCUAUGAUAACUCUGGCUAUCUUUACUCUUAACAUCGCACAUCCAGCGGUCCUCUUGAAAAAUCCUCGUGUUCCUAAUAAAACUAUUGUAGACCAAGGACAAGAAUCGGACUUGGAAGGGAAACUUGAGCCGAAUGCAAUGUAGAUCACCAAAUGCCUAGAAGAUUCAGAGUUUAACGUUUAACAGUCAUUUCCUGCAUGCUACAAUGUCUGACAUUUACAAUCCUGUUUUCGAGUUCUCAAUUUUUGCUAUGGACUAGUAUUGGUCAGUUUCAGUACUGUAAUGUGAAAAAUCUUGUCUUUUUCC